This is a messenger RNA of Ipomoea triloba (trilobed morning glory), 306 nucleotides long. The record is from the annotation of a RefSeq genome assembly. Lineage: Eukaryota; Viridiplantae; Streptophyta; Magnoliopsida; Solanales; Convolvulaceae.
AUGAUGCUCGAGCAUGCCCUUGUGUUGAGUGCCUUUUUAUUUUCUAUCGGUAUCUAUGGAUUGAUCACAAGUCGAAAUAUGGUUAGAGCCCUUAUGUGUCUUGAACUUAUACUUAAUGCAGUUAAUAUGAAUUUGGUAACAUUUUCGUAUUUUUUUGAUAAUCGUCAAUUAAAAGGAGACAUUUUCUCAAUUUUUAUUAUAGCUAUUGCAGCUGCGGAAGCAGCUAUUGGGCUGGCUAUUGUCUCCUCAAUUUAUCGUAACAGAAAAUCAACUCGUAUUGACCAAUCAAAUUUGUUGAAUAAUUAG